This is a messenger RNA of Cygnus atratus (black swan), 8181 nucleotides long. RefSeq names its product LIM homeobox transcription factor 1 beta (gene LMX1B). Lineage: Eukaryota; Metazoa; Chordata; Aves; Anseriformes; Anatidae. Gene Ontology annotation, cellular component: nucleus. Gene Ontology annotation, biological process: regulation of transcription by RNA polymerase II; neuron differentiation. Bases 344 to 1543 code for a protein of 399 amino acids. The record is from RefSeq and is a predicted model, not a curated record. The transcript is spliced from 8 exons. Gene Ontology annotation, molecular function: DNA-binding transcription factor activity, RNA polymerase II-specific; RNA polymerase II transcription regulatory region sequence-specific DNA binding.
GGCCCCGGCAGGGCCCUCCGCGGAGGGCGUGGGGCUCCGGAGCUCCCGGCGAGCAGGUGACAACGCGGGCUGCCCAGCGCCGUGUGCGGAGCAUGUGCGCGCCUGUGUAGCACGGGCUGCCCCCAUGGGCAGCGGCGCCGGCUCCUUCCUCUGCCCCCCGUCUCUGGAAGUUCAGGCAGGAAACGCUCCUCAUGUCUCCCAGAUAAAAAUAAAAGCGACUCCCUCCUCCCAGCAACAGAGUGUCCCAGAGCUCGGCCAGACGCGGGGCUGAGCCGGCCCCGCCGCCCGGCAGCCCGUCUCCCCCGGCCGCCCCGGAGCGCCGGGCAGCGCCGCCGCCUGCCCCAUGGAUAUUGCAACAGGUCCCGAGUCCUUGGAAAGGUGCUUUACGCGGGGCCAGUCGGACUGCUCAAAGAUGCUGGACGGUAUUAAAAUGGAAGAUCACCCUCUGCGCUCGGGUCCGGCCACGUUAGGAGUGUUACUGGGGUCGGACUGCCAGCACCAGGCCGUGUGCGAAGGCUGCCAGAGGCCCAUCUCGGAUCGGUUUCUGAUGAGGGUGAACGAGUCCUCCUGGCACGAAGAGUGUUUGCAGUGCGCGGUGUGUCAGCAAGCCCUCACCACCAGCUGCUACUUCCGGGACCGAAAGCUCUACUGCAAACAGGACUACCAACAGCUGUUUGCUGCCAAGUGCAGUGGCUGCAUGGAAAAGAUUGCCCCAACAGAAUUUGUGAUGAGAGCCCUGGAGUGUGUUUACCACUUAAGCUGCUUCUGCUGCUGUGUUUGUGAACGACAGCUGAGGAAAGGGGAUGAAUUUGUUCUGAAGGAAGGGCAGUUGCUCUGCAAAAGUGACUAUGAAAAAGAGAAAGACCUGUUGAGCUCUGUCAGCCCAGACGACUCAGACUCAGUUAAAAGUGAUGAUGAAGAUGGAGAUGUUAAACCCACCAAAGGACAAGUAACCCAAGGAAAAGGAAGUGACGAUGGGAAAGACCCAAGGAGACCUAAACGACCAAGGACAAUACUUACUACACAGCAGAGACGAGCAUUCAAAGCAUCCUUUGAAGUGUCUUCCAAGCCCUGUAGGAAGGUCAGAGAAACACUAGCAGCUGAAACAGGACUCAGUGUGCGAGUUGUCCAGGUCUGGUUUCAAAACCAAAGAGCAAAGAUGAAAAAGCUAGCACGAAGGCAUCAGCAGCAGCAGGAGCAACAAAACUCCCAGCGACUAGGGCAAGUAAUGUCUAAUCGAAUGGAAGGGAUGAUGACAUCUUACACACCACUUGCACCGCCACAGCAGCAGAUUGUAGCAAUGGAUCAAAGCAGUUAUGGCACAGACCCAUUUCAACAGGGUCUUACCCCUCCACAAAUGCCAGGCGACCACAUGAAUCCUUAUGGAAACGACUCCAUUUUUCAUGAUAUCGACAGUGAUACCUCUUUAACUAGCUUGAGCGACUGUUUUCUUGCCUCUUCUGAAGUUAACUCCAUGCAGGCUAGAGUAGGAAACCCCAUUGACAGGCUGUACUCUAUGCAGAGCUCAUAUUUCGCCUCAUGAAAAUAAAAGAAAAGAAACAGCCGGCGUAUAUUUAGCCAGUGACUUUUUCCAGUGCAGACUCUACAGCCAUAUGUUGCCCAGCUCUUCCUUCACAGUGACUCCUGCCGCCUCUGGACUGCAAAGAGCAUUUUUAGGAAGACUAUAUCUGUGUGCAUAUAUGUAUGUAUGUAUAUAUAUAUCAAUACCUACCUACUUACAUACAUACAUAUAUAAACAAAACACAUCCACUGGUCCCAUACCCUUGAUUCCCAGCUUGCACCAGAUCAAGAGAGAAGCGUGGAAGGAACAGAAGACCCUGCUCUUCAGCAGCCUUUUUUUUUUUUGGUUUGGUUUGAGCUCAUCGUUGUAAAGGAAAUGGAUUUUGCAGAAAGCUAGACCUUUCCCUCCUUUCUCUCUCCCUUUCUUUUGGAUGUUUAAUUUUUUUUUUUUUUAAGCCACUGAUACUGACAUCGGUCAACCACAUGAAAAAUAAAUCAAAGAAACUGGAGAUUCCUCCCUUUUCUUACUGCAUGAUUCAUACUAUGUUGUGGAUAAAUUGCCAUUGAACUGUGAGAAGUUAAUGUAAAUGUGACGUUCAACAUUUGUUUCCUUUCUACACUUUUUUUACAUAAUCUAGAUCUGCUGAUUAGUUUAUAGCCCUUAUACAUAUGAUACUGAGGAAACUGGUUAACAGUUAUAUUUAUGGAGAAAGCCAGUGAUUUUGUAAUAAGAAAGGUCUAUGACCCUGGAGAGGAGAUGCAUGUUAGGGACAGAGGCAUUUAGGUUAGUAUUGAUCUUUAUUAAUUAAAACUAAAGGUGCUUACAAGACAGAGUUUUAUUUAUUAUUUUUUUUUGCAGUGUGAGAAUAAAACGUUUACUUUUGUUUGUAAGUAUUUCAGUGCCAAAUUCCAAGUCUAGGCUAUGAUUGGCAAACAUGUUGUUCAUUCUGUUCUGUUUAUUUAUGUUUUGCAUGAGGCAUAAAUGUGCUAUUCUCCAUUGUCCAUCUGCAAUAAUUAAGCACUCCUUUAGUUAAUUAUCUUGCUUCAGCAAGAAUCUAUGAUAUACAGUUCUAGCCUGAACCAUCAGAAGUCCUGAAAUGUGCACCAGCUAGGAAGAAAAAAAAAAAAGUAGGAGAGAGAUCACAAUGGGAGGUUUAGAUAUACUGAGCUGGAAUCUAACAGAAAUACUGCAAGUUUCACGCUGAUUUACUGUAUUUACAGUAAAUACUCCAACUAACCUUUUAGUAGUGCAAAUGGAAGAACAAGAAAUGCAUAAAUUGAAGGAAAUGACCCAGAUGAAGUUUGAUCAUCUCAGAUGCUGAAGUUUGAGCAUAUGUCAUAUAGGUUUUCAUAGGGCAUAAAAUAUCAUAAAUAAUAAUAGCAUAGUUAUAAAUAUUGCCUGGUGAUAAUUAUAAUGUGGAGAGGCAGACAAGUACAGUCAUGGUUCUUAGUGGAGAAAACUUCAUUGGGAAAAUUUGCCAGGGUAAUAUCAGUAAUUAUAGGGCGUGUUCAAAAUAGAGCUCAUGGGGAAAGAUUGGCAGGAUAGGCCCUUUCUGAAAUAAAUACCUUUACUAUAUUGACCAUAAUAUCCAAAAACAAACCGAAGUGUUGGUUAAUCUGAUUCCUUUGGGUGAGGACUGGCAGCAGCUCAGAGCAGCAGCCUCCUGGGGAGGCGUAGAGCAUUCCAUUUGCAGGAGUGCAGACACUCCCUGGGACCCUGACCCUGGCCAAGGGGCGCUAUUCCUGCGUGGGGAGGGAAGGAGUGCCCACUGCACCCAGCCCCAGAGCUCCUCUGCCCACAGAGCCUAGUUCUGCUGGGCAGCCAAGUGCCCCUUCGCCCAUGCAGCAGGGCUCUCUCCCUGUGCCCCAGAGGGAGGGAUGGCAUGGAUAGGUGGUAGGUCCAAGGGAACAGGUAAGAUCAUGUUCUUCUCCAAUAUGAAGAUGCAGGCUGAGAGCGUCAGAGGUUUAGUAAGAAAGCAAAUUUCUGUCUUUGAGAUAAGCCCAUGCAUCUUCACACUGUGAUGAGGCUUGCACUAGGGGAGAAGACUACAUGCAUACACUGCAGCAGAGCUAAGCGCAGACCUGGAGGUAAACCCCUCCUGCUGCAGAGCAGUGGCCAACUCACCACCUGCCUCAUACAGGGCCCUUCAUGUGUGAAGGAACAAACAUCCCUGUGUGGGGUGAUGCUCCCCUUCCUGUAGGUGCCUAUUUCAUCUCUCCAAGGAGCCUGCCACGCCCAGGGAGGUGGGUCUGUUACUUUUGCUAGUAACCGUUCUCUCACUUUCCGGUAGGGAUGUGUUUUUUUAGUUGAAGGUUGUGAGCCCCUGGAUAUGUUUUGAAAUUGGAAGAACUUUCUUUUCGCAGCCAUUCUUCCCUUUCUUUGCGUGUCAAGAUAAAUAACAAUUUCCUUUCUCUCUUCAGUGAUAGCAAACAUAAAGAACUCAGGUGAGCUAUACUGCUUACAGGGCAGAAGGCAAGCACUUUUCAUGUAGCACAUUAUAAACAUUUAUAACCACCAAUCUCAAUGAAUUCAUAAUAUUUUCCUCCCCAUCCUCCUCCUGUGCUCAUCCAGAAUCAUAGAAAAGCGUGUUCACCAUCUCAAACAUACUGGGUUUAUAGACUAGACAUAAAUCUUGCUUUGUCCCUCAUUCCUGGCAGGACCAAAAUGGCAUUUAUUGUAUACAGAGACUUAAGUGAUAACUAUAAUGUGUCCUACAGUUUGGAGAACUGUCUUGUCCCAACUCUACCUCUGCUUCUGGGCUGGUUGUUGAAAAUACAAUCGAUUUCCAAGGUAAAGAAUCCAAUAUCCCGUUUGAUAGCUGAAGUAACCAUAAUCUUUUGCUGUUCUUUAGAUGGUUGUUUGCUACUUUUUUUUUUCUUUCAUUGCACUGUACCUGUACAUACCGUCUCCUUUUCCCUUGGUGUGUUGUAUGAUGAUGCCUUAGCUGUUUGUUCCCCCAUUUUCUACCACCUCUGGUGCCACAGACACUACACAGUCAAGCCAUCUGGCGUGCAUAAUGCUUCCCUUGCCACUGUGGAUUGCUGCUGGUCAAGGGAAGGAAUGCAUGGUCAGUGAUUUCCAGCAGACCCAUUAAAUCUGGCAAAGGCCAAAGUUCAUUAAAGCAAAAUAAAUGUCACUUUUUUGUGGAAUGAAUUAUCCUACUGGAGUGUGAUCAUUGUGGUUUUAACCUGGGACCUGCAGUAAAAGAUUAUAUAGCAACCUCUGACCUUUUUGAUUUCUGUUUUACUCUUCUGUUGUCAAGGGAAAUGUCACCAAUCAGGUGAAAGUAAAAUGUUUAAUGGUCCAUAUCACAGUAAUAUCUUAUACUGAGUCAAAUUGAUAAACCCUUGCCAAAAAUUCUUAGCAUCUGGCACUUCUACGGAAACCACAAACAAUGAUUGCACAUAUGGGAGCUUGAAGGUUAGAGGUCAUGACAGCAGUUUAUUACAUGCACCUUACAGUGAUCAUUUUCCCUAGGAAAUUAACCCUUUUCUAAUAUAAAUGCAUCAAGUGAACUCUUCAUGGUGUUCCAAUCAUUGUUUUGGCUAAGCAAGGAAUACGUGUUAAGCUAAAGUGGUGACAAGAUGCAAUUAAGUAAAAGAUGAUUGAUUAGGUUUCAGUGUUUGCUCAAUAAUGUUUAAAAAAGGUUACUGUGAGAUCAGAAUGAAUACACUAAGUAACAGCUUCCUCAGAGGUCUUUAUUGUGCAAUUACAAGAUCUGUUCAUAAAAGCAAUGGUAGCACACAGAGUUUUUCCUGCCUUCAUGAAUGGUUACUGAACAGUGUGGUCACUGAACCCACCAACUGGCUCUCAGCUGAGCAGCAGCAUAUUUCCAUUGCAUGGUUGAAUGUCAAGGGAACGAUUCCUACCAUGUACUGCUCCUUUCAGCCCCCCCCUAUUUUUCACAAUACUAUGGGAUAAAACCCAUAUUCUAAGCAGUUAGGGGGCUGGCAGUAAAUGUGUUUAGUCACAACAUGAAAGACAGUUAUGUUGCUGUAAGUAAAAAUAUAGUGGUUGCACUCACUAAGAUUGAAACUGCAUCCUAGGAAUUUUGAUCUUAUUUACUUCUUUAAACACUGUCAUCAAAAACAUCCAGAUCACUUAACCCAGUUGCUGCUAACCAUGCUGAAGACAUGACUCGUGUUAGUCUCACGAUGGCUGCUGAGUAGGUCCUUCAGACUCACCCUGCACAAGUCUGAUGAAUGCUACCAGGUCCUUUAAGGAGAUCACUGCUGCUCUAUCAGCAGCAACCUAGCCACCUCACUGUGCCAUCAUUGCAUGGGGAAGGGCCUUCAUGCUGGCAAACCUUCCAGGGAUGAUGUGAACCCACUUACCUCUUCAUACUGUGCUCAGGACUCCCUUCCAGUUUCCUUAGGGAUCAGAAAUACCUCCCAAGUCACCUUCCUAGGUGCCCCAGGGAACCCAGCUCACCACGAUAGUGCUAGGGAUGUUGCAAGCUGGGGUUUGCAAGAGCACCUUCUUCAAACCAUGUCAUAAUAAUUCUGGCUGUCCCAUAAAGUCACUAAAAAUUAACAGCAGAAUGAAAGAGGGAGGAAAAGGCUCUCACAAGCCCCAAGUUUGGUCAUAAAAGUGAAAGGAAAGAGAGCAUAUUAAAGCACAUCAAAGCCAUGGAAGUUGGAACCACAGUACACAAAGUCUGAAAUGCUCAGGGCAGUGCUUUACACAAUCUGAUGCCCAAACCAUUCAUGCCAUGCAUUCACGGAGAGCAGAUGUUCCCUGCAUGUGCUGGUACAUCUUUAGUGUGUCUUCAUUCCUCCUCAUCCUGGUGGCACUGGACAGCUGACAUCUGCACCCACAGUGAUGUGGCUAGGGCUUCAGGUUUUGGGUCUGUCUUGCUAGGUAACUACUUACACACUUGCUUAACUUUUGGCAGGUAUGUAAAGCCUGUAGACUUUGGUGGGAUUUAAGCACAGUCUUGCUCAUUUGAGGCCUACCUGAAUAAACUGAAACUAUUUGCCUUCCUAAAGGGUACAGCCAAGGUCCUUUUGGUUCUGUACACCAUUCUUCUGUUUAGUAGUGGCUGUGAAGGGACUGCCAGAUAUUUAACAUUGGGAACUCUGUUUUUAAGUGAACACCUUAUUUUUUAGCUGUGUAUGGCUGUAUUACUUGUAUAUUUAUAUAUUCUGUAUUUAUGUUAUCAAAAUGUAGUAUUUUGUAGCUGUCUGUUACAAUUUGUUUAACUUGUAAAAAAAUAUGAAUAUGCUCUCUCAUAAUUAACCAUCUGCCUUUCACAGUAGUUUCCCUGCUCCUUUCCCUCUGCAUUGGUAACAAACCACCAUAAUGUAUGUAGAUCAUUGUCUUUUUUUUAUUUUAUUAUUAUUAUUAUUUAAUUACUUGUCAUUGUUAAAUUAUUUAUUAGUGUUUUUAAAUUUCAUUUCACUGAUUUUUUUCCUGCCACCAUUGUCUGGCAGCUAAGAUACAUGAAUUUCUCAUACAUUAUGCUUCUUCCUUUGUGCACAUGCACACAUACACACACAAACACAGUAAACAAAAACAGAAAAAGAAGGAAAAAAAGAUAACACUUCAGUAUAUUUGUAAAUAAACAACCUGUAAACAAAGCAGGAUUUUCUUUCAGUGUGCAGUUCUUUCUUUGCUUUUGCAGACUGAAAGUGUUUUCUCUGCAAAGUGGGGGAUGGCACCACUGUUUUCUCAGGCAGGAUAACCAGGGGAUCAUUAUAACCGACCACUGUGUUAUAUAUUUAUUUUUUAGUGAUGUGGAAUGGUAGUCCAGGCUGUUAAUUGAGUGCCCUCCUUUGUUCCAAGGGGACAUAAAGCAAGGGCAAAGACAGGGUCUCUCUUCACACUGUUCUUCAUCUUCCAUAGUUUGAGUGCGCCUCCGCAGGAAUGGGGACAGUAUUUUACAUAUCACCAUGGCCCUCAGCCUUCUUUGCAUGGGCUGUCUUAAGACAGGCAAAGUCUGUAGGAAUUGAAGAUGGUGCAACCAGACUACUCACACAGCUAUAACUCUGUCAGGACCAAAGUGUGUGCGGGGUCUACUUGUUCCUGUUAGCACUAGGAAGAGAGGCAACUUCUUGCCCACUCACAACAUCUGCGUCCUGCAUACUAGCCUGCCUCCAGGGCUUACUCUUAAGCAUAUGAAUAUGAGCAGUCAACUGCAAUAAGCCUAGCAGAAAGCAUACCAGGAAUACCUGGGAUCACGACAAGCUUGGGUGCACUGCCUUGAUGCCACCAGCCACAGGCACAGCUGUAGAAGAAAAUGGGAAAAUACCUCUUAGAGCAAACAGCUGACACCAUGAACACAGCAUCUCACACUGGCCCUCUGAUUCUUCCAUUGAGUAGCAGAGUUCUAGAAGAUUAUCAGUGUUUCUGAUCCAUGAACUGCUUCAGGGGAAGACUGUAGUAGUCAUUGCCACUGACUGCUGUGGAGAGCUGCAGCCUAAGUGGGUAUCCAACUCUCAGAUAAGUUUGGGAAGGGGUGGGGGGUGGUAAGAGCUGUUUGCUGCUGUUAAUAACAUCCUGGGUGCAAACUCCAGCUGUCCUGCUGUUUACCAGGGCUUGGCGAUCAUCAAGGGAAGGAUUAUCCAGGGAACCCACUGUGCCUGUGCCCUGACCCUACACAUUUCCCACUGACACCAGCUAUCGAUGGGAUUCUCACCCACUGAGCUGUGGUAUGGUCU